Molecule: messenger RNA, 1218 nt
Organism: Colletotrichum godetiae
Lineage: Eukaryota; Fungi; Ascomycota; Sordariomycetes; Glomerellales; Glomerellaceae
Exons: 3
Coding region: 1-1218 (405 amino acids)
Molecular function (GO): FAD binding; monooxygenase activity
Source: RefSeq, a predicted model, not a curated record
AUGCCAGGCCCCAUAACACUUCGAGUUGCCAUUAUCGGUGGCGGCAUAGCCGGACUCGCCGCAGCACGCGUCUUGCGAGAGGCUCAUGAUGUCACCAUAUACGAGCGUAACAGCCCAGAAGCGACAGAAAGCGGUGCCGCUGUCGGGCUAGGUCCAAAUGGCUCGAAAAUGGCAGCCAGGCUUGGACUUACUAUAGAGUCCUUGAAAGCCGUUGUGUCAGAUGGCUUCAGGAGUUAUGACCAGAGCGGCAACUUACUUAACGAAUCAAGAAUUGACUGCCUCCAAAGCUUUGGUUCAGAGUGGUGGAUGGUCCACCGGCAGGACCUCAAAGAUGCUUUGCUACGAGUAGCAACAGGCCUCGAUCCAGGUUUGCCUGGCCGUCCUGCCAAGAUUGUUUACAACUCUCGCGUUGUGGAAGUCAACCCUCAAGAUCAAGUUGUAAUCUUCGAGGAUGGGUCCGAGAUCAAAGCGGAUCUCAUAAUUGGUGCGGACGGCAUUCAUUCGAAGGUCCGUCGAGCCGUUGCUGGUCCGUGUAAUGCCGAAUCCACUCCCGCGAACCUUUCUCUGUACAGAUUCACCAUUAACCGAUCCAACAUGUCGGAUAUUCUCGGAGAAAUCCCGGAUGUGCUACGUUAUGACAACGGCGUCUUUUUGUCUUCAUUCAUUGCGACAGACGGGUCGAACCGAAACGUUGUUGUAUAUCCCUGUCGUAAUCUUGAAGUCAUGAACUUUGCCUGCGCUAUCCCAGACACCAUGCUCCGGCACCAGACUGAAGAGUCUUGGAGUAAAGAUGGCGAUGUAUAUGAAAUGCUCGAGAGUUUCAAGGACUUCCCACCUUGGCUCAAACAACUUAUGAAAACCUUGUUCAAUGUCAAACUCUAUCAACUGUGCGAUGCAGACCCAUUGAAUACCUAUACAAAAGAUUCGACGAUUUUGAUAGGCGAUGCGGCCCACCCUAUGGUGCCGUAUCAAGGGCAAGGAGCCAACCAAGCUUUGGAAGAUGCUGAAGCAUUCAGGAUCCUAGUUCACCCAGACUUUACCAAAGAAGUUUUGCUUGAUAAGCUGAAGCAGUGGGACCAAGUCAGAUGUACAAGAGCGUCUCAGGUUCAGCUGCAUUCAAGAGUGGCCGCAGCCAAAGUUUCUCCCGAGAUCAUAAUGCAGAGAAUGAAGUUCAACUGGACAUAUGAUGGAAUUACAUCAUCAUUGGCGGAACUUUAG